CUUUUCCACUAUGGACAGAGCCUCCACUGAGCUGCUGCCUGCCCGCCACAUAGCCAGCUGACAUGGGGACCGUAGGAGCCACGCAGCUGUGCUGGGCCAUCCUGGGCUUCCUCCUGCUCCCAGGCCACAACUCACAGCCCAUGACAACCCAGACCUCUAGCUCUCAGGGAGCCUUCAGCAGUCUAAGCCUGACCACAAAGCCAACUUCUCGCAAUACAGCUGCUCCAAACAAGGCCCCACAGGCCCCCACGGGAGCGAGCACGCUGCUGACACCGGGCUCAAGCACCGUAGACGGUUACUCCACGUUCUCGCAGGGCCCCACUCGGGCCCAGCCACAGAAACACACAUCAGGACUUGACACGUCUCAGAAUGUUACUCCCGAUUCAGCCAGCACGAGCCUGAGCGCAAGGGAAGACUUGACGGUCCUGCCCAGCCCCACCUCAGAGACGGUGCUCACUGUGGCUGCAUUUGGUGUUAUCAGCUUCAUUGUCAUCCUGGUGGUUGUGGUGAUCGUCCUAGUCAGCGUGGUCAGUCUAAGGUUCAAGUGUCGGAAGAGCAAGGAGUCUGAAGAUCCCCAGAAACCAGGGAGUUCCGGGCUGUCUGAGAGCUGCUCCACAGCCAAUGGAGAGAAAGACAGUAUCACCCUCCUCUCCAUGAAGAACAUCAACAUGAACAACAGCAAAGGAGGCCUCUCAGCAGAGAAGGUUCUUUAAAAGUGACUUUGGGUCCCCAUGAGUCCAAGGAUGAUGCAGCUGCCCCUUGACUGUGAGGAGGAAGAGAUGGGAUUGGUAGAGGGAAUGAAUCAUAUAUAAAUUAUUUUAUCAUUUUGUGUCUGCCCCCAGAUCUAAAGGACACUAGCAUUCCUCUAGGUCUGGGAGCAAGCUACCAAUAUAAGAGACCCCUUCCCACAUGGACAGCCACUCUAGGAAUACAGCCUGCUCCUUCUACCUUCUCGUGGUCCCAGAAAAGAGGAGUUGGUAGAGCAAGAGCAAGGAAAAUGACGAGGUGGAUCAAUCCUUUCUACUUUGCAUUAAAAUUAUUUUCUGGCCUGCAGUCUAA
Messenger RNA from Propithecus coquereli (Coquerel's sifaka), 1059 nucleotides. It is a transcript of the gene ECSCR, whose product is annotated as endothelial cell surface expressed chemotaxis and apoptosis regulator. Gene Ontology annotation, biological process: negative regulation of angiogenesis; positive regulation of proteasomal protein catabolic process; positive regulation of endothelial cell apoptotic process. Bases 63 to 713 code for a protein of 216 amino acids. The transcript is spliced from 9 exons. NCBI's taxonomy places the organism in Eukaryota, Metazoa, Chordata, Mammalia, Primates, Indriidae. The record is from RefSeq and is a predicted model, not a curated record. Gene Ontology annotation, cellular component: plasma membrane; cytosol.